Messenger RNA from Pangasianodon hypophthalmus (striped catfish), 3127 nucleotides. RefSeq names its product DSN1 component of MIS12 kinetochore complex. Gene Ontology annotation, cellular component: MIS12/MIND type complex. The coding region runs from base 144 to 1220 and encodes 358 amino acids. The record is from RefSeq and is a predicted model, not a curated record. The transcript is spliced from 11 exons. NCBI's taxonomy places the organism in Eukaryota, Metazoa, Chordata, Actinopteri, Siluriformes, Pangasiidae. Gene Ontology annotation, biological process: cell division; mitotic sister chromatid segregation.
AUAAUAUAACUGCAUUGCUAAAUUAACUUAAAAACUAUAAACAUUAGCAUUGCACAGAUAGUAUUUGUGGACUACUGUAUUUUUCUGAUUCCUCCAGUCCGGUAGGUGGCGGUAAUGCGCAGUAACGCAGUGUGUCACCCGCCAUGAGGCAAGAAAAAGACAGCGAAGAAGAAAGAAGGCGUUUGUUAUUGACAGCGCGCGAAAGAAAAAUGGCGGAGCUACAAAAUGAAAGGUGUCAGAGAGACCACGGGCUUGACACGGGUACAGCAGAGGACAUUUCACAAGGGACCAAAAGACAAUUAGACAGAACCCAGAGUCCAGAACCUCCACCGAAGUCUCCUCGCACUUCAUCUCCCCCUGCAGUCGUCGCUCUUUUAGAAGAGAAACAGCCAGAAGACCAAGAUUCAGCUCGUGCAGACGUCACACCGAGAGAGACGAUGACUGAAGCUUGUGCUGCUCCUGAUCUCAGCCCUCGCUCGCGGAGAAAAUCCUGGAGGAGGUCGACUAGAGGCAGGGCGUCGCUCCCUGCCCUCCCCAACACCUCCCAGUCUCUGUGUAAAUCCAUCAGCCUGGACCUGAGUGAUGAAGAGAGGCUGGAGAAGCUCAUGGAAGCUGCAAUGCAGGUUACAGUGAAGAGGCUGCAAAACACACUGUGUACCAUCCCUGGUGCUGAUUUGGAAGCGUUUCAAGCACAAGUUGACUCCCUGCAGACUGAGUGGGCGAGUAUGGCUAAAACCAUUAGUGAAGAAAGUCAGCUGGCAUUCUCCAGCACCAGCAGCGAUCCUGCUAUUCAGAAAGCCAUCGAACGUGCAAAAGAGGACCUGAACAGGCUGCAGGCUGAGAGUUUGUCCUGGGAGUCGCUCCUAAAUAAACAUCGCUCCAGAGCGGAGGAGUUGGCCAAAAGAGUGGAGGAGGGACAGGAGAGAGGUGUGAAGCUGGACCCGUCCUGCCUCGCUCAGUCCUCUCAGAGCAAACUCAUCCUGAAUAAACCCGAUUACCACGCAGUGCUGCAGAGACAGCAGAGAGUCCUCAACACUAUGGAGCUGGUGUUGGAGUCUCAGUGCAUGAUGAUGAGGGCGCUCCUGUCCUUCCAGGAGGACUCUCAGUCACUGGUGAAGGAGACCAGCGCCCGACUGGCUCAAAGUGCAGGAUUCCAGGAUCUCCCAUCAUCCCCGGUGAAGACGCUCCUAAACCUCCCUCAGUCUGCCACUUCAUCUUAGUUGAGGUUCUACAGCAUUCUCAAUACACCUCAAUAGACCUGUCCAUUUUACCAGGACAAUAAAUUCAGUUUAACUGGACAGUGUGACGCGAAUAUAAAUAACGAUACACAAAGACCUGACCAUAACAUUACAGUCUAGUUGUGCUAAUUAUGCAUCAACAAAACACCAGGACCGUUAUGGAAAAUACAUUUAGCAUGUAAAUAGUUUACGUUAUGUUGCUUCUUUAACUAUUGUUAUUCAGUGAUACUCACGAUACUCAGAAAAGUGUAUCAUACUGGUGUUAUAUCGUGAUAUCAGUAUUGUGUUCUCAUAUCGCCCAGCUGUAGUCUGUGUUUUGUAUCUUUAUACACCUUUCUUUUCUCGAGGGGGCCAAAAAAAUGUCGUUGGUAAACAUGUACAUGUUUAAAUCUUUAGUUAAAUCAUUUGAAAGGUGUCACGUUGAGAGCUGAAGGCUUUGCUGUUUAAAAUGGAGUGUCAUUGCCAGUGUCAUCUGUUCCCUAAAUGUGUUACAUAAUUAUAUACUCAUUAUAACAGCAGGUAAUCAUUACCAGAGAUAAAUUGCAGCAGCAUUUCAUGAAAACUGUUGGACACUAGAUGGCAGUGUGAUUCAUUUAUAACCCAAAUAAUACAACUCCAUAUUACAUGUGACUUGUUUACCUGAGUUCCAUUAUUGUUGGUUUUCUCAAACAUCAGCUCAAAUAUUAGUUUUAAGAGAGAUGGAUAUGGAAAGAUGUGCACAGAUUUUUACUAUGAAAUGAAAUGCUUUGGCUUUACAUGUUUUUUUUUUUUUUUUUUUUCUUCUUUUUCUCCCCAUCUUUCUUUAAACUACAGGUUCCCAAUCCUGGUCCUGGAAAACAUGUUUUAGUGUUUUUCUCUGCUCUUAACAUUUCAGAAAGGGCUGUUAUAAAUCAUAAAUAUGCAGGACACUGGGGUGUUCCAGGACCAGGGCUGGAAACCUGUGCUUUGUAUUAAUUAUAUCCGACUUAACACUGUUUGAUUUGCAGCCCGAUUUUGCAGUCACAGACAAAAAUCUCACAUUGUAAAAGAAUUCAUGAAAUCCAAGGUCUUAGAAUGAAUAAUGUGACAUGCUCGAUUUAGUGCCAUUGCAACUAAAGGCGGCCGACGACAACUUCCUGGCAAUGUCGGAAAUUUUUUUUUAUUAAAAUCUCGGAAUGUGAGUUCUGCUAUGAUGAUCAUCUCAAACCUGCCAAUAAGAGGACUGUACAGGUUGAUGCAAAACUCACGGUACAGCUACGAAUACGGUAGCAGCAAUGGCUUAAAACGUAAACGAAACAUGCAAAUGAAAAAAAUCCUUGACCAUUUCUAUUUACGUGAGCCUGGAUCAGCCUGAGUCAUGAUAUAAUCUGUAAUCACAGGUCUAUCGUUAGAGGAUCUUCAUUGUAUAAUCUGAGAUACAAAACACAUGAUGACGUUAUAGAAUUCAGCCGAAGUUAAUCUUAAAGUUAAUCGUAAAUGACCGCAGUGUAAAAAAGGUUUAAGCCAAGUAGAAUGGCUAUUUUAUUUCCCAGCUCUGGUCCUGGAGAAUCCCCUGUCCUGCAUAUUUGUGUUUUCCCUGCUCAACUGAAUCAGGUGUGUUAGAGCAGAGAAAGCUAGCAAACAUUCAGGACUAGGAUUGAGAAUCUGUACUUCAGACAGAUGUAGUGGGGAAAUGGUGGCACAGUGGUUAAGGGGUUAGGGCUGUUGAGCCAAAGGUCAUGAGUUCAAAUCCCAGCAGCAGCACGGGUUCUUGAACAAGACUUGUAACCCUCCAACUACUCAAUUGUAUCCUGUCUCGAUUGUAAGUCUCUUUGGAAAUGAGUAAACAAAGGCUAGUACAUGACUGAAAAGAAAAAAAAAAAAAGUUUUCCACUCUUUGAUAGCAUCCAGUCUUAUGUUUAGGUCUAUAA